GCUGCGUCUCUGCGAAGCGUAUUACUUAAUCCUUUCUGUUUUCGCUCUUUGUUUCUGCCGCACUGCGCUGUUGAGACCCGACGUCGUGCCGCACACGUCGGUGUACAGUGGUAAGAGGAAGUAAGAAGGAGGGGGAACACGAAUCUCUGCGGGGCCCGUGACAGCACACACACACACACACACGCACGCGCGCGCAAAAACAUAUGUAUCUUUCUUUCUUAUUUUCAAUAACUUCAUCUCCACGUCGCACCUUCACAUAUAUCUUUUACCCCGCCAAACUGGUGCUUACGUUCUCCGUUGUGAGUGUGAGUGAGUGAGUUAGUUCUGCGUGAGCUCCGCACCGUCGUCUUUAUAUUAUCCAUUAAUAUCUGUUUUGUGUUUCCCCCGUUUAAUAACACCCACGUAAACGGCGUUGCCGCGUCGCCAAGGCUUUGCGGCCGCCGCUGUUAUAUCAAAAAUAAUUAGAAACGAACGGUCAAGAGCUCCGCUGCACCCACGAAGGACAUACACACGCGUCGCUCACCGCAGAUAGCAACAGCUUAAAACAGCAAUGAUGAAGUUCGCGCCUUCCUCUGCAUCCGUGCGGGGUCCCACCGCUACCAAGCUUCCUGCCCUCGUGGCACGUCCGCCUUCGUCGCGGCCCGCCACCGCCCGUGCUCGCCUCGCCGCCGCCGCCGCCUCCACGGCCGCGACCUCCUCGAACGCCGCCUCCGCCUUCGUUGUCUUUCCAGAACUGCCGGAUCAGCUCCUCUGCGCACCGGACAACACGAUUUGGGUGUAUGGGCAGUACGCCCUCACGUUCUUCGCGACGGAGGCGGCGGCGCAGGCGAAGCUGGAACGGAAGCUGCAGGCGAUGCUCCGCGAGGCGCAGCGGCACUACGAAGUAAGUCGCGCCUUUUUCCAUUCGCUGAGUCCGGAGGAGCAACAGGCCGAGCUUCUGCGCAGCAGCAGCAACAGCAAUGUGGCACCGCUUUACAGGCCCACCGCGACUGCCGCGACGGCGACCAUUCUCUCUCCGGGUGAGGCGGCGGCGGCGGCGGCGGUGAUGAUGGAGGAAAACGUGUAUUGGCCCUCGAGGGAGAGCGAAUACCUCCGUCGCCACCGUCCGCGGAGUCAGGGGGAUGACGCCCACCACAGGAGUAGCGACGGCGGUGUUCGCUACAACGUGACGGGUCACCGCAGAAGCGGCAGCAUCGGCAGUGCCAGGAACGCCUGGGAUGCCGCAGGGGACGUCAUCGCCGGCGCGGAGGACAGCGAAGACAGCGGCGCGCCGUACCCGCCCGGCCUGCGCGUGAACCUGGUGUUGGACAUCGUCGCGUCCCGCAAAACGCUCGGGGCAGCUCCGCUACGCAGUCGUGCCUACCGCAUUGCGGAGCGGCUGUACCGACGUGUGAUGCGGCGGCCGCAGCAGCAGCAGCAGGAGCAGCAGCGAAAAUCGCACGGGGAGAUGGCGGCCGAUGCAGCAGCAGCAGCGAGGACGAUCCGGCCGGGUGAUCGACCAACUGCUCCCAUGAACGGCGCCGGCGAGACGACGACGCGUGCGCCGGAUGAGCGCGUUGACGCGCUGCAUGAUAUGGCCCCGUACAUCCGCGCGCUUGUCAUCGGCAUCAGCGACGCGAACAUCACCCUCGUGGGGCGUGACGUGGUGUGUCCGUACCGGCACUUACCCGCGCCGACGCCGACGCAGUGGCGGGUGCGGAGCGCGCUGGAGGCCUUAGCAGACGCAUCACGACAGCAGCAGCAGCAGCCACGGCUGCACUCCGCUUCCAGCUCCACUGGCGCUGCCGGUGCUGCGGCAUGUGCGACCGGGGGGAAGAUGGCUGCACCCGCCACGCCGACGUCGGUGGCUGCGUCGAUGAUGUUGGCGGCCCUCGUGGCGAAGCACGUCCUGCAGCGCCGCUCCGUGGAGUCGUUAGUGCCGGCCCCCUACACGCGUGUCGCGCCGACGCGACUCGGUCAGCUGGACCAGACGCGCCUCAUUCUGUGUACGCCCCCGGUGGAGUGGUCGACGGCGGGGGAGGAGGAGGCGUGA
Messenger RNA from Leptomonas pyrrhocoris, 2032 nucleotides. RefSeq lists its product as hypothetical. NCBI's taxonomy places the organism in Eukaryota, Euglenozoa, Kinetoplastea, Trypanosomatida, Trypanosomatidae. The transcript has a single exon. Bases 551 to 2032 code for a protein of 493 amino acids. The record is from RefSeq and is a predicted model, not a curated record.